Penicillium cinerascens is the source of this 1296-nucleotide messenger RNA. Its product is annotated as DUF890 domain protein. The record is from RefSeq and is a predicted model, not a curated record. Lineage: Eukaryota; Fungi; Ascomycota; Eurotiomycetes; Eurotiales; Aspergillaceae. Bases 1 to 1296 code for a protein of 431 amino acids. The transcript has 10 exons. Gene Ontology annotation, cellular component: nucleus. Gene Ontology annotation, molecular function: 23S rRNA (adenine(1618)-N(6))-methyltransferase activity. Gene Ontology annotation, biological process: rRNA base methylation.
AUGGAGUUUUCGCGGAGCCUUUACAAGAAUGGCGUCGACUUCGCAGCCCUUGCAUUGCAGUCGCCGGAGUUCGCGAAGCAUCUCAAAUCAAAUGGCCAACUUGACUUUAAUAAUCCGGCAUCCGUGAGAGCGUUGACUAUCAGUUUGCUGCAGCAGGACUUUCGUUUGAAGAUUGAACUGCCUGAAGAUCGACUAUGCCCACCGGUUCCUAACAGACUGAACUACAUCAUCUGGUUGCAAGAUCUUCUGGACUCAACUGCUGGCACUAUCAAAGAAGGAUAUGAUACUAAUAGAGAGGUUUUUGGCCUUGAUAUCGGAACUGGGUGCUGCAGCAUCUACCCUUUACUGGGAUGCAGACUUCGACCUCAGUGGAAAUUUCUCGCAACAGAAAUCGACGAGAAUAACGCCCGCACAGCCGAGCAAAACGUCAAACUCAACAAGCUCGAAUCACGAGUCCAAAUCGUGAGAACUGACCCCAAAGACUCUCUUUUCCCACUCAACAAGUUCGGACAGAAAAGAAUCGACUUUACAAUAUGCAACCCCCCAUUCUACGCAUCACACGAAGAGAUGACUCAAUCCGCAGAAUUCAAGUCAGAGAAACCAUCUCAGACAUGCACAGGCGCAGACAUGGAAAUGGUCACACCAGGCGGCGAGGUCGCCUUCGUGACACGAAUGAUCGAAGAGAGCAUGCAACUGCGCACCCAAGUACAGUGGUACACAUCCAUGCUAGGAAAAUUCGGCAGCGUCACUGUCCUCGUCGAGACACUGAUGAAAAAUAACAACCGCAAUUACGCGGUGACCGAGCUUGUACAGGGAAAGACGAAGCGCUGGGCUCUUGCUUGGUCGUGGGGGGACCGGCAUCCUAAGACGAGUGUAGCACGGGGCAUUCCAGGCUUCCCGAAGCAUCUGCUUCCUUUCCCGGGUGAUUAUACCUUUACGCUUUCCCCAGAGACAUCCAUCGACACUGCUAGCGCUACUCUGAAUGGGGAGCUGGACUCACUUUCGUGGUACUGGCACUGGGACCAAAAUCUCAGUGCUGGUGUGGGAUUCACAUCUGAGAAUGUCUGGUCUCGACAGGCGCGUCGCAAGAUGAAGCUUGCCGGGCAGGAGGGCAUGCAGAUAACGACUGUUCCAGAGGAGGUGGCGCUCGGGGUCCGUGUUCAGGUGAAACUGAUGCAUGGGCAAACUCCUGAGGCAAAUGGUGAAGUGCAGGUUCUGAUACGAUGGAUUCAGGGGACAGAUAGUGUGUUGUUUGAGAGCUUUUGUGGGAUGUUAAAAAGGAAGAUGGAGGCUUGA